AUGUCAAGAAACGCUUCUCAUGCUGGUUCUUGGUAUAAUGAUAUAGGUUCUGAGCUGAACGAAGAACUUGAGCAAUGGUUAAGAGAAGUUCCUUCCGACAUAGAGGAUGGUCUUCCUACACCAAUUCCAGGUGCUCGAGCAAUUAUCGCACCGCAUGCUGGAUACUCCUACAGCGGACCGGCUGCCGCAUUCGCCUAUAAGUGCAUCGAUCCCAAUUUCGUGUAG
Molecule: messenger RNA, 225 nt
Organism: Acaulospora colombiana
Lineage: Eukaryota; Fungi; Glomeromycota; Glomeromycetes; Diversisporales; Acaulosporaceae
Source: the annotation of a GenBank genome assembly